Schistocerca nitens (vagrant locust) is the source of this 1302-nucleotide messenger RNA. Its product is annotated as cylicin-2-like. The record is from RefSeq and is a predicted model, not a curated record. Bases 1 to 1302 code for a protein of 433 amino acids. The transcript has 2 exons. Lineage: Eukaryota; Metazoa; Arthropoda; Insecta; Orthoptera; Acrididae.
AUGCAGGCAAAGUCGUCCAGGAGAGGCGAUGCAGGCAAAGUCGUCCAGGAGAGGCGAUGCAGGCAAAGUCGUCCAGGAGAGGCGAUGCAGGCAAAGUCGUCCAGGAGAGGCGAUGCAGGCAAAGUCUUCCAGGAGAGGCGAUGCAGGCAAAGUCGUCCAGGAGAGGCGAUGCAGGCAAAGUCGUCCUGGAGAGGCGAUGCAGGCAAAGUCGUCCAGGAGAGGCGAUGCAGGCAAAGUCGCCCAGGAGAGGCGAUGCAGGCAAAGUCGUCCAGGAGAGGCGAUGCAGGCAAAGUCGUCCAGGAGAGGCGAUGCAGGCAAAGUCGUCCAGGGGAGGCGAUGCAGGCAAAGUUGUCCAGGGGAGGCGAUGCAGGCAAAGUCGUCCAGGAGAGGCGAUGCAGGCAAAGUCGUCCAGGGGAGGCGAUGCAGGCAAAGUUGUCCAGGGGAGGCGAUGCAGGCAAAGUCGUCCAGGAGAGGCGAUGCAGGCAAAGUCGUCCAGGAGAGGCGAUGCAGGCAAAGUCGUCCAGGAGAGGCGAUGCAGGCAAAGUCGUCCAGGAGAGGCGAUGCAGGCAAAGUCGUCCUGGAGAGGCGAUGCAGGCAAAGUCGUCCAGGAGAGGCGAUGCAGGCAAAGUCGUCCAGGAGAGGCGAUGCAGGCAAAGUCGUCCAGGAGAGGCGAUGCAGGCAAAGUCGUCCAGGAGAGGCGAUGCAGGCAAAGUCGUCCUGGAGAGGCGAUGCAGGCAAAGUCGUCCAGGAGAGGCGAUGCAGGCAAAGUCGUCCAGGAGAGGCGAUGCAGGCAAAGUCGUCCAGGAGAGGCGAUGCAGGCAAAGUCGUCCAGGAGAGGCGAUGCAGGCAAAGUCGUCCAGGAGAGGCGAUGCAGGCAAAGUCGUCCAGGAGAGGCGAUGCAGGCAAAGUCGUCCAGGAGAGACGAUGCAGGCAAAGUCGUCCAGGAGAGGCGAUGCAGGCAAAGUCGUCCAGGAGAGGCGAUGCAGGCAAAGUCGUCCAGGAGAGGCGAUGCAGGCAAAGUCGUCCAGGAGAGGCGAUGCAGGCAAACUCUUCCAGGAGAGGCGAUGCAGGCAAAGUCGUCCAGGAGAGGCGAUGCAGUCUCGCUUGCCCAUUUUCCAUGGCUACAUCCACCCCAGAGUUAUUGCUCCUGCAGGUUUGCAAGCCGUGGGCUCAGCAGUUACAUCAUUUGACACAAGAUGCCACAUACUUGAUUCAGCUGUGUUUGGUGAGACUGCUCCCAGGUGCAACCAGCAAGACGGCACAGUUUCUGCUUCAUACACUGCAAUACCUGCACACCACUGA